AUGGCCGCCAUUGUCGAGAACUCGGCAAACUCGAUUACCCUCAACGGGAACCAGGGAGCUGCCGAGGGCAUCCCCAACGAUGGCACUGGUGUCGUGAAGCUCGAUCCUUGGCUGUCGCCUUUUCAGGAAUCCCUCAAGCGGCGCUACGCCCGCGCCCAGGACUGGAUCCAGAAGAUCAACGAUACCGAGGGCGGCAUUGAAAAGUUCUCCAAGGGCACGUCCAUCUUCGGAUUCAAUGUAGACAAGGACAACAACAUCGUCUACCGCGAGUGGGCUCCUAAUGCCACCCAGGCCUUCCUCACCGGCGAUUUCAACAACUGGGACAGAAACUCCCAUGAGAUGACAAAGAACAACUUUGGCGUCUUUGAAAUCACUCUCCCUGCCGUCAAUGGCGGAGCUGCCAUUCCCCAUAACUCCAAGAUCAAGCUCCCGAGCGGCGAGCGCGUCGACCGUCUUCCCGCAUGGAUCAAAUACGUGACGCAAGACUUGUCCAUAUCCCCCGCGUACGAAGCUCGCUUCUGGAACCCACCCGCAGCCGAAAAGUACGAGUUCAAACACCCGAGGCCGCAGAAGCCUAAGAGCGCUCGCGUCUACGAAGCACAUGUUGGAAUUUCCUCUCCUGAGCUGAGAGUUGCGACCUACAAAGAGUUUACCCACAACAUGCUGCCUAGAAUCAAGAGCCUUGGGUAUAACGUCAUUCAGCUCAUGGCGGUCAUGGAGCAUGCGUACUAUGCCAGCUUUGGUUACCAAAUCAACAACUUCUUUGCUGCGAGUAGCCGAUAUGGACCACCCGAGGACUUGAGGGAGCUGGUCGAUACUGCUCAUAGCAUGGGCAUCGUCGUGCUUCUUGACGUCGUCCACAGUCACGCCUCCAAGAACGUGUUGGACGGACUGAACGAAUUUGAUGGAACAGACCACCAGUACUUCCAUGAAGGUGGCCGCGGUCGUCAUGAGCUGUGGGAUAGUAGGCUGUUCAACUACGGUCACCACGAGGUCAUGCGCUUCCUUCUCAGUAACUUGAGAUUUUGGAUGGAUGAGUACCACUUUGAUGGUUUCCGUUUUGAUGGAGUGACCAGCAUGCUGUAUUUACACCAUGGUAUUGGCACUGGGUUUUCUGGGGGUUACCACGAGUACUUUGGCUCCGAUGCUGAUGAAGAGGCCAUCGUCUACCUUAUGAUUGCCAACGAGAUGCUCCACUCUCUCUACCCAGAAGUUAUCACUGUUGCUGAAGAUGUCUCUGGCAUGCCCGCUCUCUGUCUUCCCCUUUCCCUUGGUGGUGUUGGCUUUGACUAUCGUCUUGCCAUGGCAAUUCCAGAUAUGUGGAUCAAGAUUCUCAAGGAGAAGAAGGACGAGGACUGGGAUAUUGGCAACAUUUGCUUUACCCUCACGAACAGAAGACAUGGCGAAAGGACGAUUGCAUACUGCGAGAGUCACGACCAGGCGCUUGUUGGCGACAAAACCCUGAUGAUGCAUCUUUGUGAUGCCGAGAUGUACACCAACAUGUCGACCCUCACCCCCUUGACGCCAACAAUCGAUCGUGGCAUGGCCCUCCACAAAAUGAUCCGUCUGUUGACCCACGGUCUCGGCGGAGAAGGAUACCUUAACUUUGAGGGUAACGAAUUUGGGCACCCUGAGUGGCUCGACUUCCCGCGUGAAGGCAACCAGAACUCAUUCUGGUACGCUCGUCGCCAGCUGAACCUGACUGAUGAUCACCUCCUUCGCUACAAGUUCCUCGACCACUUUGAUCGUCUCAUGAACACCACGGAGCAGAACUACGGUUGGCUGGCGGCGCCACAAGCAUACAUCUCUCUCAAGCACGAGGGAGACAAGGUCAUCGUCUUUGAGAGGGCCGGCGUUGUCUUCAUUUUCAAUUUCCACCCCACCGAGAGCUACGCUGACUACCGAAUUGGCAUUGAGGUUUCUGGAACGUACAAGGUCAUUCUGAACACCGACCACAAGGAUGUUGGCGGCCAUGGUCGCAUUGAUGAAGGCACUCGCUUUUUUACCACGCCCAUGGAAUGGAACAACCGCAAGAAUUGGACUCAUGUGUACAUCCCAAGCCGGACUGCUCUGGUGCUUGGUUUGGAGUCUCCUGUCACCCAAAACUCUUAG
Colletotrichum chrysophilum is the source of this 2112-nucleotide messenger RNA. RefSeq lists its product as uncharacterized. Gene Ontology annotation, molecular function: 1,4-alpha-glucan branching enzyme activity; hydrolase activity, hydrolyzing O-glycosyl compounds; cation binding. Gene Ontology annotation, cellular component: cytoplasm. The transcript is spliced from 8 exons. The record is from RefSeq and is a predicted model, not a curated record. Bases 1 to 2112 code for a protein of 703 amino acids. Gene Ontology annotation, biological process: glycogen biosynthetic process. Lineage: Eukaryota; Fungi; Ascomycota; Sordariomycetes; Glomerellales; Glomerellaceae.